Lentinula edodes (shiitake mushroom) is the source of this 1416-nucleotide messenger RNA. Its product is annotated as Brix domain-containing protein. Gene Ontology annotation, biological process: rRNA processing; ribosomal large subunit assembly. The record is from RefSeq and is a predicted model, not a curated record. Gene Ontology annotation, cellular component: preribosome, large subunit precursor. NCBI's taxonomy places the organism in Eukaryota, Fungi, Basidiomycota, Agaricomycetes, Agaricales, Omphalotaceae. Gene Ontology annotation, molecular function: rRNA binding. The transcript is spliced from 4 exons. The coding region runs from base 34 to 1326 and encodes 430 amino acids.
AAAAUUUCAGUUCCCUUCUUCCAGUUCUUGCCAAUGGCUCGUCGCAGAAAAACUCGGACACACUUGAAAGGAGAGGCUGCUAAGGAUGCCUCUGAUAGCUCUGCGCCAAAAUCCUUCAUCAUCAAGCAUGGUCAGGUUGGAUCUUCAGUUUCUCAGCUUGUGAGGGACAUGCGGAAAGUAAUGGAGCCCAACACCGCGAGUCGGCUUAAGGAAAGGAAUAGGAAUAAAUUAAAAGACUACUUGACGCUAGCUCCUGCAUUGCAUGUAACACAUCUUCUGGCGUUCACACUAACCGACAUUGCGCCCUCAUUUCGGAUCGUCCGUUUGUCCAAUGGCCCGACUUUGAGUUUCCGGGUUGAAAGAUAUAGUCUUAUGAAAGAUAUUCUGAACACUUCUAGAAGAGCACGGAGUAUUGGCAUGGAAUAUCUCACUCCUCCACUCCUCGUCCUCGCUUCAUUCCCUCCCCCAGGUCCUAAUGCGCCUCCUCAUCUUCCUCUUGUCAUGAAAGCUUUUCAAUCCCUCUUUCCCUCACUAUCACCACAGAACUUGACUCUUUCCUCCGCUCGUCGUAUCGUACUUGUCGCAUACAACUCUGAGCUUGGAACCCUCGACUUCCGACAUUACAUUAUCACCAUAAAACCCUAUGGGGUUUCUAAACGCGUUCGCCGCGUUUUAGAAGGCGCCACGGUUAAAAGCUCAACUGGAUCUGUACUGGAUCUCGGGAAUGAAAAAGACGUCGCAGAUUUUGUACUUCGUAAACGCGGAGAGCCAGGUCCUGAUGGUGGAUACGAGAGCGCCGCUUCGUCUGCCGAAAGCGUGGCUGGGGACGACGGAGAUGCAGUCAAUCUGGCAGACGAUUAUGUUGGACGAAACAACAAAAAAGGUCAACGUAGAGCAGUAAGGCUAGACGAAGUCGGACCCAGACUGGAACUCCGCCUUGUGAAGAUCACAGAAGGUGUCCCUGGAAAAGAAGGCGGCGUGUUGUAUCACGAAUUCGUGAAAAAAUCAAAAAAGGAGAUCGCCGCACAAAAUGCUGUUCAUGCUGCGAAAGAGAAACUCAGAAAGGAGAGACGGGAGGAGCAAGAACGGAACGUCGCUUCCAAGAAGGCCGAGAAAACCAAAAAUGGAAAAGGUGUUCAUCUUGAAAGUAAUGAAGACGAAGCUGGAAAUGAUGAUGAUGAUGCGGAUGCCGCUGUGGACGAUUGGGAUAAUGAAGAGGAAAUCACCGAUGGCGAGGAAAGUCAACUAGAUGAGGCAGAAGAAAGUAGUGACGAUGAGGAGGUACAGAGGCCGAACAAGAAGGUCAAAGUGCGGGGGAAGGGAUAACGACAUAGUUUGACAUUGUGUAAUUUACUGCAUGGGGGGUGUCGGUGAAGCUUUGAGGGGGUGAGAUCAUAUCUUCAUUUCUUUGCUUCU